Messenger RNA from Naumovozyma dairenensis CBS 421, 2289 nucleotides. RefSeq names its product putative ATP-dependent RNA helicase (gene DBP7). Gene Ontology annotation, biological process: ribosome biogenesis. Gene Ontology annotation, cellular component: nucleus. The transcript has a single exon. Gene Ontology annotation, molecular function: ATP binding; RNA helicase activity; nucleic acid binding. Bases 1 to 2289 code for a protein of 762 amino acids. The record is from RefSeq and is a predicted model, not a curated record. NCBI's taxonomy places the organism in Eukaryota, Fungi, Ascomycota, Saccharomycetes, Saccharomycetales, Saccharomycetaceae.
AUGAGUUCAUUAGACGAUGCCGAUGAUGGAAUGUUAUUAAAUUUUGUCACUGAUGAUAGCUCUACGUCGAAAUCCACGAGUAAUAACUCUCAAAAAGUUACUGGUGGUAGAUGGAAGGACAGAAGGAAGUUGCAAAUGAUGUUGGAUGGGAAGAAAACAAGAGGAAAGAGAUCACAGCAAGAUUUGUAUAAGGAAACUGGUGACGAUGACGAGCACGAUGAAGAUUCCAAGAGUAACAAGAAAAGGUCGACGAUGAAUAAUAAUAAUAGUCGUAAUCAGACAUUAAUGACUAAUAAGAAAACUAGAGAAUUAGACAACAAAUUGGCAAGUAGAAAAGGUGGGGUAUUACCGCCAAACACAGCUAGCUCUGAAAUUGUUUCCUCCCUUUUCACAUCAAACAGAGAAAUUUCAACUGCCGUAAAUACAAAUAAGCACGAUGAAAAUAUUAAGAUUAAUCCAUCGAAUGCUCCUUCCAUGGAGGAUUCAUUCGAUGCUUUAGGGAUUAAUGACACAUUAGUAUCUCAUUUAGUGGAAAAGAUGCGUAUUACAAAACCAACAAAUAUUCAAAAAUUAGCAAUCCCAAAUUUAAUAUCAAGUAAUAAAAAAAAUAAUGACCUAUUUAUACAUGCUCAAACCGGGUCUGGUAAGACAUUGACUUAUUUAUUACCAAUCAUAUCCUCCAUAUUGGAAAUGGAAGCUCAUGUAGACAGAAAAUCAGGAUGUUUCGCCUUGAUCGUUGCACCAACUCGUGAAUUGGCCUCACAAAUUUAUCAGGUAGCUUCCACUUUGACUAAUUGUUGUCAUUAUUUGGUUCCAUGUCUUUUGAUCGGUGGUGAACGUAAGAAAUCUGAAAAGGCAAGAUUACGUAAAGGUUGUAAUUUCAUUGUGGGAACACCAGGUCGUAUAUUGGAUCAUUUACAAAACACAAAAGUUAUUCGUGAACAAAUGGGUGAUUCAUUGAGAUAUUUGGUGUUGGAUGAAGGUGAUAAAUUGAUGGAAUUAGGGUUUGAACAAACCAUUGAUGACAUUUUAAAGAUUAUCCAUGAGGUUCCAAUCAAUAACAGGAAAUUCCCGAAAUUACCAUCACGUAUUAUUAAUGUAUUAUGUAGUGCUACAUUGAAGGGAAGAGUAACUAAACUAGGUGAUGUUGCAUUACAAAACUAUAAGCUGAUCAGUGUCAGCGGUAAGACAGAAAAGGAAACCGUUACUGUGGCACCAGAUCAAUUAUUACAACAAAUUACUAUUGUUCCCCCGAAAUUAAGGUUGGUUACUUUGGCUGCAGAAUUAAAUAAUAUGACAAAGAGAGCCAAGGAAAAUCCUGAACAAACUACACGUACAAUGGUUUUUUUAUCCUGUUCAGAUAGUGUUGAAUUCCACUUUGAGACAUUCUCAUCGAAUGAUUCUCAUCAUAAAGAUAUAGUUGGCGAUACAGUCAGAUUAUUGACUAAAGGGAAUACUAUUUUCCCUUGUUUUGAUCCUGCUGAAACACCAAAAGUCCUAUGUUAUAAAUUGCACGGGUCAUUAUCCCAACAAAUGAGAACUCAAACUUUAAAGCAUUUUGCCACAGAUAAUGAUGCUACUAAAGGGAAACAUUUAAUUAUGUUCUGUACGGAUGUGGCAAGUAGAGGUCUUGAUUUGCCAUAUGUUAGUACCGUCAUUGAAGUUGAUCCACCUUUCGCAGCAGAAGAUCAUCUUCAUAGAAUUGGUCGUACUGCUCGUGCUGGUAAACCUGGUGAAAGUUUAUUAUUUUUACUUCCAGGCGAAGAAGAAGGUUACAUGGAUUAUAUUAAACCAUACCAUCCAUUGGGGUGGCAGUUACUCAAAUUCGAUGAAGAUAUCUUAAAGUCUGCCUUCAGUGAUUUGAGAGUUGCCAGAAAUGAUAUUACUGCUAAAGACGCCCAAAGGAAAAAGAGUAAGGACAAAACUGAAAAAAUUCUGGAAUGGGAUACUAAUGCCACUACUUGGCAUUUGAACGUUGAAAGACGUUUAUUAGAAGAUUCAACUUAUAAGAAUGUAGCAAUGAGGGGUUAUACAAGUCAUGUGAGAGCAUAUGCUACACAUAUAACUCAGGAAAAGAAAUUUUUCAACGUCAGAUGUUUACAUUUGGGUCAUUUAGCCAAGAGUUUUGGUCUAAGAGAGAGACCUAAGAGUAUGGGUGCCUUAGGAAGUAAACAGCAAAAGAUGGAGGAUGAUGCUUUUAAAAAUAAAAAGAAGGAAGAUCCUCAAAUGAAAUUAAUUCGUAUGGCUCGUAAGGCAGUACGCGCCAGUGCUAGUGAAUUCAACUAUUAG